This is a messenger RNA of Lates calcarifer (barramundi perch), 4419 nucleotides long. RefSeq names its product probable transmembrane reductase CYB561D1 (gene cyb561d1). Gene Ontology annotation, cellular component: membrane. Lineage: Eukaryota; Metazoa; Chordata; Actinopteri; Centropomidae. The record is from RefSeq and is a predicted model, not a curated record. Gene Ontology annotation, molecular function: transmembrane monodehydroascorbate reductase activity. Gene Ontology annotation, biological process: respiratory electron transport chain.
UUUUACCUUUACUUUUAGUUCUCAGUAUUCUGAUGAUCCCAAGAGAGCAAAGACUAUACUGAAAAGCAGGAAGUUGAAGUGAAGCAUCUCGUUCUGUCAUACUCUUCGUCUUCGACAAAGAACCAAACCAGGAAGUGGAACCCUAAAGACGAAUUGUAGAUCCUUUAAAGUCGUUACUACUUGCUUCCAUUUGUGUUAUUUUACGACCGUCCAUCGGACGGGUGCUGCUUUGUUUUCAGAAACCGUGGGAACUUCAUGGGAGAUGUUCAAAUAACUAGUCAGUUGACAGAGAACCUGUGACAAGCUCACAGAUCGUAUAUAGGUCAAGCCUGUUUGGUGCUGUAUGAGGGGAGACACCGCACAGUUUCUGCAUCUUUUUCAUUGGUCAACCUAGUUUUUUUUAAUCCAUGGUUGGAUCGCAUUUGGUUCGGAGGGAUUUCAUCGUCCGCUUUAGUUAUUUCAAGUUGGCGAAAACGAGAUUAUGAUCGGAAGUUACUCCAGUUUACCUUCAAAACAAUCCCUUUAAACGCUUACUUCAACCUUGCAGAUCCCAUGCUCUUUGUGUGCUUUGUAGUGUAAGGUUACCCAUUGCUCAUUCACACAAUUUACGUUAUUAAAAUACUUUAUCAGGACACGGAAUUUAAAAAACGAAAACCCGGAAGUAGGAUGUGAUGUCGUUGUGUGUAGCCUGACUAAAGUUGUGGUCUCGGGAUCUGUUGACGGUCCUGUUCUCCGGGUUUUCCUGCUUCACAACUGAUCAUGGAGCUCGUGCGGUAUCUCGGCAGCACACGCGCCGCGUCUGUCCGUUUUAGCGCACCUUUUAGACACGCCGGAACCAGCAGGUAGCCAGGAAAGUGGGUCAGCGCCAUGCGGUCUGAUGUGGAGUACAGCCCGGUGGGAGAGGGGCUGGGAAUGCGGGACUUCUGGCUGUACGUGUGGCUCCGGAGGGCGGCUGUGAUAGCGGCUCAUGUCACCGGCAUGGGCCUGACCCUCAUCAUCUCCCUGUUCUCCAGACCUGGAACCAGUCUGUUUUCUUGGCAUCCAGUGUGUAUGUCUGUCGCAGAGCAGCAGUCAUAUGAUCAGACUGAAAACAAAACCUAUCUGCGAGAGAAAACAAAAUACUGCCUGUGUAUGACUGAAGGCAUCCUCCUCUUUUCGGCUGAGGGAUCUCCCUUCUGCUUCAAAUCUCGGAAAGGUAAAGUCCGUCUCCACUGGUUCUGUCAAGCUCUGGUCCUGAUAGCUUCGGCCACUGGGCUGGGCUUCAUGGUGGCCAGCAAGAAUGUCUCAGAGCGCCCCCACCUGGUCACCUGGCACAGUCUGCUGGGUGUCUGCACCCUGGCUGCCACCGUACUCCAAGCGGCUUGCGGUAUCUGCAUGACCUGCCCCAAGCCGCUGCGCCUCUCCUCCUCUCUGCCCAAACUGAAGCUGUACCACGCCACCUGCGGCCUGGUGGUGUACCUGCUGGCCACAGUGACCGUGGUGUUGGCCAUGUUCUCAGACUGGUUCCAGGCCACAGUGAAAGGGGUGGCCUGGUGGGCCUUCCUUGUGCUGCCCUUCUUCCCUGCUCUGGUGGUGAUGAACCAGAUCACUAAUGCCUACCUGCCCCGCAAGAAGCUCACCAGCUAGGAAGCACAGACGAUGAUUCACUUCAUUCGUUCAGUGGCCUUUAGGAGCCGAUUGUCCACAUUGUUAUUUGCAGGUGAUCAGAUCGGGUUUGUAUGUCCAGACAUCAACGUCCUAUCUACAUGGGUUGCUGUAGUUCAGAUGUAAGCGUCAGUAACUAAGUAUCUGGACUAACCCUAACUCUGGAUUUUACAUGGUUGUCGUGUUGCAAGUGACUCAAAAGACCUUCUCAAAUCUGAUUUGAGCCAGAGCAGGCACAUCUGCAAAGAUCUGGCUGGAAUCGCAUUUCAUGUGUUUUUGUGUCUGUCCAGACUUUCUAAAAUUAACCUGGAUACAGUCUGGACAUACCAAAAAAACAAUUUGAGCUGGCAGACUGAAGAAGGCCAGAGAGUUAGAAAAUGAGAUGAAACACCACAUUUGAUUUUGAUCAUUUUUGCUCUUCAAUGAUCAGUUUGUACUCUUGAAUUGACUUUUUGCCUGCACAAAUUUGUACUUUCAAAUUAUUAGUUUGUGCACACAUCAUAUUCAUAUUCUUAUCUCGAAUGUGUGGCAUUAUUUUAUUAAAUGCUGCCCCUGAUACCUCCUGCCCUUCUGUACUCUACUGCAGCUUAAAACACUUCAACUUUGGCAUCCUCAAGCUUCGACUCCUGCUGAAACAGGAAACACAGAGGAAUUUUCAAAGACUUUGAUGACAGCACAAUAUGUGUAUUACCAUGUCAGUAGAGGAUGGUUAUCCUGACAAACUCCUGGAGUCAACUCCAGAGCAGGAGCUGGUGGGCUCCUCUGAACUACUUCCUCUUCAGGGGAUUUAAUAUUUGCACUACGUAUGCAGUGAAAGUUUAAGUCUUACACUGUAUAUAGACUGGUUUGUGAAGGGAUAGAGGCACCUACUGCUCUUAGACUGAGCUUCAGCGAUGAAGGUGCUGUGAAUGAUUCUACACCAGCCUGUCAAUUCUAUUUAUUUAUUCGUUUAUGGUAUUUGUGUGUUGUGUCGGUUUUGGCUGCUUGCAGGUGCUACAUGAAGCACUUUAGCAUUAAAGCUCCAUCAGUCAGUUUUUUUAAUAUAAACACUGAAUCUAAUGAUGCUUUAUCGAGUGAAAACAGUCACAUUAACAAAUCAGGAAAAAAUCAUCACCCAGCUCUGCAGCCUAUUGUUUUGGACUCAUAUUUGUCAGGUGGACACAAACAUAACUCCAACUGAAUGCUAACACUGAGUGCAGAUUGAUGGGCAAAAAUGGCAGCUACAUCUAUUUGCAUUUAAAGCUCCCACACACAAAGAGUGAAGGGGUACUAGAUACUUUCUGAAGCUGAAGCUGCUGAAUGUAGCACCUCUGCCUCAUGAGCUACUAUUAUUUUUGUCCCCAUGUACAUGCGACUCCUUUCUGUCUUUUAUGAUCUUUACGUUUUGUUUGCUUUUGUAAUUGGUAGGAAAAAUAAAUGUACAACUUUGUGAUACAGAGCUUUAUGAAGCUUUGGCCAAAGCUGAAUAAGGAAGAUCUCUCUCCACACUCUGCCUUGUUCCUCUGUGGGUCAACGCUGGCUGUACACUCGUCUGUUUCUCUGUCACUUCCACUUUCCCACGCUGUCAAAUCCUUCCAUCCGCAAUCCAGACAUCACCAUAUCUAACCACAUGAUCUUUCUGCCUGCUUUCUGUCGCACAUCCAAACUGUCACCACUAUAACCUCCAUGCUGUCCAAAGGUUUCCGUCAACCACCUGCUGACUCUGCUCCAUCACCCACAGCAUCUAAACUCAGAGGGAUUCUAUCCUAUCUCCUAUCUUCAGAUGUUUCGCAUCGAUAGAGUCCAAACACCAAGGCUCUCUGCUGCUUACCUUUACACAUCUUGUUAUCCACUGUCAUUUCUUCUUAUUGAACAUCCAGCCAAGAUGUCAUCAGUCAGUCCCUCCAAGUUAAACCAGUUGUAUCAUGACUUGCACAAGCAGAGCAUGCAAUACUCCCCAAUUCAAAUCUCACCAAACAUUCCUACCUAUCUCCAGCCAUUUAAACCAUCAAACCAUUUGAUACUACAUACUUGCUGAGCUUGUUGGGAGUGCUGCAUGGCAUGGGAGCAAGGACUUCCUGACAGGCUGAAAAAAAGAGAGGUAAAAACUGCCCAAGCAGCCAGCACAAACAAACAUCUUUGCUUUGCUUUGCAGUUUUCCUGAAAAACAGCUGCAGAUUGUGUUGUUUCAGGUCACAAUAAUCAGAACAACACUUAGUGAGAGCCUGGUGGAAAAGAAAAACAUGGUCUAUUUUAAAAUGGAGUUAGAGAAUGUAAUGGAAAGUGAAGUAUUAAUACACCUCCCAGGACUUCAUUUCUCAACUGGAUUUGACAUGUUGGCUGUCCUACAGUAUAAUCAGUGUUUCUACUUGAUGUUUUGUUGUUUUCGUUUGAUGGUGUUUUCUUUACUGUUAGCAGUUUUCAAUCUGGUUUCACCCCUGCAUGUAAAGCAUGUUAAUGUGGAAAACACACUUUUAAUCUUUGUUAAGUCAGAUUUUCCUCAAUGAAAUAGUGGAACUACUGGAAUUGUGUAACUUACUACUGUAGAAAUCUUUGACCUUUGAACUUAUUUGUCCCCUCAUUAAAUAGUAUGAGCAUACUGCUUCAUCCUACUGAGCAGAAUUGGCUCACAGAGAAAUGUGUUCUCUGUUCGAGUUACUACUCAGGACUUUGUUGUAUGUUCCUGUUCAGAGUUUAUGAUGUUACCAGAAUGGAGACUGUAGAUUUGUAUGUCUGAACCAGCAGGUUGCUGCCUGAGAACCUUCUGCAAUACUCAAAUAAAUAUAUUUGAAUUUG